ACCGCAGACUGUUCGUGUUCCAUCAUGCUGCGUUACUGUCGCUGCUGAUUUUUUUUAACCGUUUUUGGCACCAAAUUCCGGUUUCGCAUAUUAUGAGCAGCAUGGUAUGCUUUCGAUGACCUCUCAUUUCCAAUUUUGCAAACUCCGAGCAACAAUGGCACCUACACUCUCACAGCCACUCGGGUACUACGAGCGCCGAGAGAACCCCUCCAUCCUCACCACUGGCCAAGACGAUUUCGACUUCGCUGACGAGUGGAAUGAGCAAGAUAAACAUUCGACUUCGCGCUGGCGGAACUCAAACCAGAACAAGACAUCUUCUCAAUCCACUUCACGAUGGAGUUCGUGUCUUUCAUCGCUGUCAUCCAGCGUCGUCGGGGCUAGCACUGCUUUGACCAAGCAAAUCAACGUGGGCGAGUCGACUCGGCGGGCUAUCAGCCAGCUCCGCAAAUCGAUGAUUGAAGUUUCGUCCAGCACGGAGUCCACGCUCAAAGCUUCCAUGCCUGUCCGACAUCGGUUCAGUGAAGCGGACAUUGGCCGAUUCGAAGAUCAGCCAGACAGUGAGAAAGCUGGUGACGAGGACAUGGACGAGAAAGCUAGCGGUAAGGACAAGAGACUUCACUCAACGAAGUCGAGGUCACAGAGCAGAUAGAGAGAAGAGAGAUUGUGGUAACAUACACGAAGCAAUAAUACAUGUAGAUAUUUCAAUUUGACCUUUGC
Phytophthora nicotianae INRA-310 is the source of this 717-nucleotide messenger RNA. RefSeq lists its product as hypothetical. The transcript has a single exon. The record is from RefSeq and is a predicted model, not a curated record. Bases 107 to 649 code for a protein of 180 amino acids. NCBI's taxonomy places the organism in Eukaryota, Oomycota, Peronosporomycetes, Peronosporales, Peronosporaceae.